GUGAUGAGCAUGAGAGGGGCCAGGAGAGAGGUGGGUUAGCUUGAUGGCACUCUCCUAUCCGGUAGAGGAUGAGGGUGCCGCAGGUGAUGGAGAGAGGGAUUAUGUCAUCGCAGGUGAGUGGGAGGUUGAUGAUGAGGGGGUAGUUGGCGAUGGUAACGCAGCAAUAGUAACAACUACAAUAUCAACAUCAACAAUACUGGAGGUGGAACAGGGGUGUAGGGCUGACAACAACAACAACGACAACAACAACGACGACGACGGCGCUGAGAUGGGAUUGCCGGGAUUGGGUGAAACUGGCGAAGAGGGUGAGAAGGGCGAGGAAGAUGAGGGGAGGGCUAGCGAUUGGUGGGAGAACUUGAUGGCGCUCUCUCCUCGGGUCGGCGCCAGCAAUACUGACGUCGACGGUGUCACUCGUCUGCGGCAGCGCAAUGGAGAUCGAACAGGUGAGUGGGUGGGGGCGCAGGGGCUCAUGGAAGAGGUGGCAGUUGUGGUGGAGGAGAGGCAAAGAAUGGGCGAGAUCGAAGAGAAGGGUUGGAAGGUGGACAACAACAACAACAACAACAACAACAACAACAACAACAACAACAACGACAACAACAACAACAACGAUGAGAUGGGAUUGUCGGGAUUGGGUGAAACUGGCGACAACGGAGAGAAGAGUGAGGAACAUGAGGGGAGGGCUAGCGAUUGGUGGGAGAACUUGAUGGCGCUCUCUCCUCAGGUCCGCGCCGGGAAUGUUGACGUCGACGGUGUCACUCAUCUGGGGCAGUGUAAUGGAGAGCACACGGGUGAGUGGGAGGUGGCGCAGGGGUUCAUGGAAGAGGUGGUGCUCGCGGUGGAGGAGAGGCAAGGAAUCGAUGAGAUCGGAGAGAAGGGUUGGAAGGCGGACAACAACAACAACAACAACAACAACGAUGGUGAGCUGGGAUUGGUCGAGAUUGGCGACGAGGGCGAGAAGGAUGACAAUAACAACAACAACAAUAACAACAACAAUAACGACAACAGCAACAACAACGAGGAGAUGGGAGAGAACAACAACAACAACAACGAUGGCGCAAACAACAACAACGACUACAACAAUAACUGCAACAAGAUCGACAACAAACAUGAGGAUGGCGGGGACGAUAACCACGGGAGCAGCAGGGCAGAGAGGGGUUGUUGUGCAUCCAAGCCCUGUAUCAGCAGCAUGGGGGAGAUGCUGCCAGCCAUGCAGUGGGGGGGAAUUAGCAGCAAGCUGGGGCUUUCCUGUUUCCCCCCACCCCUACCUGGUGUUUUUUCAGGUGAUUUUUCAGGCGGAUUCGGGUCUCAUUUUCUGGCAUCGGAUGGGGACAGGAUAGAUGAUCUCCCUGCGCUGAGUAGGGUGAUUAGGGUUGAUCGCUGUUCAUUUCUCUAUCCCACAACUCCUAAGCAUGAAACGACUAUUGGUGAUCACGUAUAUCUUUCCUGGUGAGGAUAUGUGCUAUAUGAUAGCUAUUCAUAUCAUUUGAAUAGGGAUUCAUGAGCAGAAGGUCAAUCCCUCCCCCGCGUAGGGGAAGUAAUCAAUGCCUCUGCUCUCA
Chara braunii is the source of this 1556-nucleotide messenger RNA. The record is from the annotation of a GenBank genome assembly. NCBI's taxonomy places the organism in Eukaryota, Viridiplantae, Streptophyta, Charophyceae, Charales, Characeae.